AUGGCUUUUUUAAUGCCAUUUAUUUCUGAUCCUGCAUUAAUCUGUCUGCUAGGUGCACUGCUUUUAUUAGGUGCAUUUUAUUUUUCAACUGGCUCUAAAAACUCACCUUUUAAACUGCCUCCUGGUCCACCUCCUCUUCCGAUCAUUGGCAACCUGCAUUUGCUGGAUAUUAGAAGACAAGAUAAAUCACUAUUGAAGCUAGCAGAAAAAUAUGGGCCAGUGUUCACCCUCCACUUUGGGUCCCAGAAAGCUGUGGUACUGACCGGAUAUGAAGCCGUGAAGGAGGCGCUCGUGAACUUCACGGAUGAAUUUGUAGACCGACCACCCAUCCCAAUAUUUGAACAAAUCCAGCAUGGAAAUGGUGUGUUCUUUUCUAAUGGAGAACUGUGGAGAACAACACGAAGAUUCACUGUGUCAAGCAUGCGCAACCUUGGAAUGGGGAAAAAGCUGAUAGAGGAAAGAAUUCUUGAAGAGCUUCAUUUGCUUAUUGAGAUGAUCAAAUCUUUCCGAGGUGAACCAUUUAGCCUCAAGUCAUUUAAUGCUGCUCCAACCAACAUCACCUUUCUUAUGCUGUUUGGGGACCGGUUUGAUUACAAAGACUCAACCUUUGUCACUCUGUUAAGACUCAUAGAUGAAGUUAUGGUUCUUCUUGGAUCUCCAUUCUUGCAUUUUUUUAAUUUCUACCCAUUCCUUGGAUUAUUUCUCAAAACCCACAAGAUUUUACUUAAAAAAAUAGAAGAUGUGCGCAUCAUUUUAAGGAAUUACAUCCAGAUCAGCAGACAAGAUGUCAACGAGAACUCAUUGAGCUACAUUGAUGCAUUAGUGUUCAAGCAACAUGAGGAGACAAACAAGAAAGACAGCCUGUUUCAUGACGAAAACAUAAUCGCCUCUGCACUCGACCUGGUCAUGGCUGGAACGGAGACAACUGCCACAACAUUGCAAUGGGCCAUCCUACUGAUGAUGAAAUAUCCAGCGAUCCAAAAAAAGGUACAAGAGGAGAUUGGGACCAUUGUCCAAUCAGGAAAUCAGGCCACAUAUGAAGACCGGAAAAACAUGCCAUUUACAAACGCGGUGAUACAUGAAGUGCAGAGAUUCAUCACCCUGCUGCCACACGUUCCACGGUGCACAUCUGUUGACACACAUUUCAGAGGCUACUUCCUCCCCAAGGGAAUAACCGUGAUUCCUUCCCUCACUUCGGUGCUGCUGGAUAAAACACAGUGGGAGACACCACAUGAGUUUAAUCCCAACCACUUUCUUGAUGCUGGUGGGAAGUUUGUAAAGAAAGAAGCUUUCCUGCCAUUCUCCACAGGGCGCCGGAAUUGCAUUGGAGAAAGUCUGGCCAAGAUGGAGCUGUUUCUGUUCUUUGUAGGGUUGCUGCGGACGUUUACUUUCCAACCCCCGCCAGGGGUCACAGAAUCAGAGCUGGACCUUGCGGUUCCUCAGACUACUUUUACUUUAAGACCACAGCCUCAGUCAGCCUGUGCUGUUCUGUGUGAAUAAGCAGGACAGUAUUAGGGAAUCAUUCCUUUGUAUUGAUUUUGAGUGCAUAGGACAUUUCUGCUGAGUGCAGCAAAGAGAAGGCAGAGCCUUGGAGAAAUGGUUAAUAUGUUUCACUCUCUGCUUCUCAUAGACUUUAAAGGACAAUUGUGCAGUCCACAGAACCUCACCCACCCACUCCUGUAAUAGACCCCUAUCUUCUAUAAUGUACACGCUCCUGCACCUAUGGAAUGAGCUGUGUUCUGAAUAAGAAUACUAUGGGAAUCUGACUGUAAAAGCUACCUCUCUCAAGAAGACUAGAGCACCAUUAAUCUGUAAUGGGCAGAAAUGCUAUAGGGGCCCCAUGCUAGAGCCAUCCAAUAGGAUCGAGUGCAGGGGUUCUCAAACAUCAUUGCACUGUGAUCCCCUUCUGACAACAAAAAUUACUACAUGACCCCAGGAGGGGUAAUGAAGCAUGACCCUGCCCAAGCCCCGCUGUCCCGGGUGGGAGUGGGGGCAAAGCCAAAGCCUGAGCCCUGCCACCCCAGGUGGGAGGACAAAGCCGAAGCCCAAGGGCUUCAGCCCCUGCCAGGGGACCUGUAACCUGAGCCCUGUCACCCAGGGCUGAAGUCCUCAGGCUUCAGCCCUGGCAGUGGGGCUCGAGCUUUGGCUUCAGCCCUGGAAAGUCUAAGCCAGACCUUGCGACCCCAUUAAAACAGGGUUGCGCGACUCACCUUGGGGCCCCAACUCACAGUUUGAGAACUGCUGAUCUAGUGAAUGUCUUCAAGGUUU
Molecule: messenger RNA, 2268 nt
Organism: Caretta caretta (loggerhead turtle)
Lineage: Eukaryota; Metazoa; Chordata; Testudines; Cheloniidae
Gene: CYP2W1
Product: cytochrome P450 family 2 subfamily W member 1
Biological process (GO): xenobiotic metabolic process
Cellular component (GO): intracellular membrane-bounded organelle; cytoplasm
Molecular function (GO): oxidoreductase activity, acting on paired donors, with incorporation or reduction of molecular oxygen, reduced flavin or flavoprotein as one donor, and incorporation of one atom of oxygen; iron ion binding; heme binding
Source: RefSeq, a predicted model, not a curated record